Molecule: messenger RNA, 321 nt
Organism: Paramecium tetraurelia
Lineage: Eukaryota; Ciliophora; Oligohymenophorea; Peniculida; Parameciidae
Exons: 1
Source: RefSeq, a predicted model, not a curated record
AUGAAACAUAAAAAGCAAAUAACAUUACGAUCAGCAAAUCAUUCUAGAUAAUCAUCCAUAUCAUCUCAGGGUUCAGAAAGCUCAAAGAAUAAAUUUAAUGGAUGCUACAUACAAAUAUCGCCCAGAUUUGAUGCCAAUAAUGGUUUGGCUUUCAAAAAUGAACUAAAAGAAGUGAAAAUAACAUCUCCCAAACACGAAGGCAUCUCCACACAUCAGGAAAUUAUACCCCAUCAUAGAAAAUCCGUAUAAUCCAUGAGAGAGGAUCCUUUAAAAAAGAGCUAGUUUAGCAAAGUUGUCCACACAAUCGAUGAAUUAAAGUGA